This is a messenger RNA of Yarrowia lipolytica CLIB122, 564 nucleotides long. Its product is annotated as 60S ribosomal protein eL6. The record is from RefSeq and is a predicted model, not a curated record. Gene Ontology annotation, molecular function: RNA binding; structural constituent of ribosome. Lineage: Eukaryota; Fungi; Ascomycota; Dipodascomycetes; Dipodascales. Gene Ontology annotation, cellular component: ribosome; cytosolic large ribosomal subunit. Gene Ontology annotation, biological process: cytoplasmic translation; ribosomal large subunit assembly.
AUGUCCAAGCAGAUCGGAGGAGCCAAGAACGGCGGUAGCCGAACCGUCCCCACUGAGAAGGCCCCCAAGUGGUACGUCGCUGAGCCCACUCACGUCAAGAUCCCCACCGUCCAGAACAAGUCCAAGCUGCGACCUUCUCUUGUUCCCGGUGCCGUACUCAUUCUCCUUGCCGGCCGAUUCCGAGGCAAGCGAGUUGUUCUCCUCAAGUCUCUUGAGGAUGGCACUCUCCUUGUGACCGGUCCCUUCAAGGUCAACGGUGUCCCUCUCCGACGAGUCAACGCCCGAUACGUCAUUGCCACCUCCACUAAGGUCGAUGUCUCCGGUGUCAAGGCUGACAAGUUCACCCCUGCCUACUUCGCUCGAUCUUCCGCCGACAAGAAGGCCGAGAAGCAGUUCUUCGCCGAGGGCAAGCAGAAGGAGCUCAAGGCCGAGCGAGUCGCCGACCAGAAGGACGUCGAUGCUGCUCUCAUUGCCGAGAUCAAGAAGACUCCUCUUCUCAAGCAGUACCUGGCUUCCCAGUUCUCUCUCAAGUCUGGUGACAAGCCCCACCUGCUCAAGUUUUAA